Triticum turgidum subsp. durum (durum wheat) is the source of this 1065-nucleotide messenger RNA. The record is from the annotation of a GenBank genome assembly. Lineage: Eukaryota; Viridiplantae; Streptophyta; Magnoliopsida; Poales; Poaceae.
AUGCAUCCCAAGGCUCGCAUCCACGCGGACCCGGCGGCUCCGGAGCUAGACCGGAUCGACUGCCUGCCGGACUCGCUCGUCCUGCUCAUCCUCAACAAGCUGGAGGACGUGCACUCGCUCGGCCGCUGCGCCGCCGUGUCCAAGCGCUUCAACGACCUGGUCCCGCUCGUCCACGACGUGUACGUCAAGAUCGACCGCGUCGUCGCCGUGGACGGCGACCCCGACGACGCGCUCAACCUGUCGUCCGCCAAGCCCCGGCACAUCUUCUCCCACCUCUUCAAGCUCAUGCUCUUCACCAUCGCCAAGCCGUUUCACGGCAUGCGCGGCCCGGGCGGCGCGGGCGGCAGGCCUCUGUUCCCGCGGCUCGCGCAGCACUCGCCCGUGCAGGUGCUGAGGGGCUUCUCCCACGUCCGGAACCUCCGGGUGGAGCUCCCCUCGGGGGACGUCGGGACGGAGGAGGGCGUCCUGCUCAAGUGGCGGGCCAGGUAUGGCAGCACGCUCCAGAGCUGCGUGAUCCUUGGCGGCACCCUGGUCGACCGCAAGCCCGCCGGGCACGAGCCGUCGGCGGAGGACGGCGGGAGCAUGCCGGAGUCCUUCUACACCAACGGCGGGCUGAAGCUCCGCGUGGUGUGGACCAUCAGCUCCCUGAUCGCCGCGUCGACGCGGCACUACCUCCUCCGGUCGAUCAUCAAGGAGCAUCCGACGCUGCGAAGCCUGGUGUUGGCGGACGCCGACGGGCAGGGGACGCUGUGCAUGGGGGCGGAGCAGCUGGCGGAGUUCAGGGAGAACCGGCUGUCGGCCUCGGCGUGCUCCAACAGGACGCAGGUCCCGGCGUGCAGCAUGAAGCUCAAGUACGCGCCGUACCUCGAGCUGCCCGGCGGCCUGGGGCUGCAGGGCGCGACCCUGGUCGUCAUCAAGCCCUCCGGCGAUGGGGCUGGUGGCUGUCACGUUGGCCGGAAGGAGACUGAUGCUUUUGUCUCGGGCGCGUUCGAUGGGCCUUUCAGGUUCGCGGCCAAGGCGCUGAUGAAGCGGCGCACCUAUCUGCUGGAGAUGAACGGGUUCUAG